Leptopilina boulardi is the source of this 2622-nucleotide messenger RNA. RefSeq names its product E3 ubiquitin-protein ligase CBL (gene Cbl). The coding region runs from base 575 to 1948 and encodes 457 amino acids. Gene Ontology annotation, biological process: cell surface receptor signaling pathway; negative regulation of epidermal growth factor-activated receptor activity. The transcript has 5 exons. Gene Ontology annotation, molecular function: phosphotyrosine residue binding; ubiquitin protein ligase activity; receptor tyrosine kinase binding. Gene Ontology annotation, cellular component: membrane raft; plasma membrane. NCBI's taxonomy places the organism in Eukaryota, Metazoa, Arthropoda, Insecta, Hymenoptera, Figitidae. The record is from RefSeq and is a predicted model, not a curated record.
AACAGAUGCUAGACCUGUUUAUACAAUGGUACAUUUGCCACAAAUUGGUAUAGCUACUGUGCUUAUAUUUUACAUUAUUGUGAAUUCUGUUGUUCUUUCUUUUAAAAAGUUUUAUUUAUAAAUUGUGAUCUUUUUCGAAUGCUUUUAAAGUAACUAAUGUAAUAUACAAUAAGAUCGCGAGAGAGAAAAAAUGAAAAUGUGUCUUUUUGUGACGUUUGACUGUUGUAGUUAUAUUUCAAUCUUGCUGUCGGUUAACUCUGUAUUUGGCACUUGAGGAUUCAUUAUAAGUGCACAAAUUGAAAAAUUAUAAUGAGAAAUUAAUAAACUACAUCUGAAAAUGAUGAUUAAAAUAACCAUAGUUUGCUAUGUUUUGUCUCGAUAAAAAAUUAAAUACACAUUCUUCAAAGUGUCAAAUAAACUGUGAUAGCUGUAAUAGAUUAAAGAGAUGACCAACAAGUAGACGAUAAGCGUAUAUACAUAUAUAUAUUCGUGUGAUAACAACACUGAAUGCAAAAAGGACUCAUUUAGUUGUGUGUAGUUUGAAACUUCCUGUAAACCAUUUUAAAAAAAAAUCAUGAUGUCAUCAUCGGGACAGAGUAGCCGAAGUAGUCGUGCUGUACAAAUUAGUUCAAUUUUCCAGAAGUUACAAGGUCGAUUUACAGAUGCAAUGACACCACCAAAAUUGUCAACAGAUAAACGAAUGUUAGACAAAACAUGGAAAUUAAUGGAUAAAGUUGUUAAAUUGUGUCAACAUCAGCGAAUGAAUUUAAAAAAUUCUCCGCCCUUUAUUCUCGAUAUUCUACCCGAUACUUAUCAACGAUUGAGGUUGAUUUACAGCAAGUACGAGGAUCGAAUGCAUAUGUUGCAUAAUAAUGAACAUUUUUGUGUUUUCAUAAACAAUCUAAUGCGAAAGUGUAAGCAGGCAAUCAAACUUUUUAAAGAGGGUAAAGAAAAAAUGUUUGAUGAAACUUCACAUUAUCGUCGGAAUUUAACGAAGCUCAGUCUUGUCUUCAGUCAUAUGCUUUCAGAACUUAAAGCAAUAUUUCCGAAUGGUAUUUUUGCUGGCGAUCAAUUUCGCAUAACAAAAUCUGAUGCUGCUGAAUUUUGGAAAGAACGAUUUGGUAACAGUACUUUGGUUCCGUGGAAAAUAUUUAGACAUGAACUAAAUCAGGUUCAUCCAAUUAGUUCUGGUUUACAAGCCAUGGCUUUAAAAUCCACAAUAGAUCUUACAUGUAACGGAUACAUUUCUAAUUUUGAAUUCGAUGUUUUUACAAGAUUAUUUCAACCUUGGUCAACAUUAUUACGAAAUUGGAAAAUCUUGGCAGUAACACAUCCUGGUUAUGUUGCAUUUCUUACUUAUGACGAAGUAAAAGCAAGAUUGCAAAAGUAUUGUAUUACAAAACCAGGAAGUUAUGUUUUUCGAUUGAGUUGUACGAGGUUAGGGCAAUGGGCAAUUGGCUACGUUACAUCCGAUGGCGAUAUUCUUCAAACAAUACCACAUAACAAAAGUCUGUGUCAAGCCCUGCUUGAUGGCUAUCGAGAAGGGUUUUAUUUGUAUCCAGAUGGUCGAAAUAUUAAUCCCGAUUUAACAUGGGCUGUUCAACCCACACCCGAGGAGCACAUUAAGGUGACAGCCGAACAAUAUGAGCUUUACUGCGAAAUGGGCAGUACGUUUCAGUUAUGUAAAAUUUGUGCUGAGCAUGACAAGGACGUUAGAAUAGAGCCAUGCGGUCAUUUACUCUGCACACCGUGUCUUACAGCUUGGCAGGUAGACUCGGAAGGUCAAGGGUGUCCAUUUUGCCGAGCAGAGAUAAAGGGCACUGAGCAAAUAGUUGUAGAUCCUUUCGAUCCUCGAAGAACUCACAGAUCUGGGACUCAUUCGGCAACAACAAGCAAUGCAUCAACUCCUACGAAGGAUCUUGAUCCUGACACCGAGGUAUCCGAGUAGGACUCCCGUUUAUCAAAUGUGCCCUUAGUAUAUAAACGAAGUACCAGUUUAUGCCUCAGUUUCAAUAGCACCGCUCUUUUUUUGUCAGUCCACUAUUACGCAACUAAACGUCAUAUUAUUAAUAUUAUUAUUCAUUUUGCUCCAUUUUUUUACCACAGCCAUAGAACAUCAUUUUUAUCAUACUUUUUUUUUGUUCAUCGAAAUGUUUACAUAUCAAUUAUUAGUGAUUCCAAAAUCAAAUGCGGCUCCAACUAAGUUUUUGGAUAUUAAAAAUAGUGGCUUUAUUUUUGUUGGUGUAAUAAUGAUUGGUUAUUAUACUCUUUAUUUUAAUACCUACUUCCAAAAUAUAUAUAUAAAUAUCGUUAAUAUUUCAACUUCACAGAAGUACGAUUAUUGCCGACAAAUUAUUUCAUCUUCUAUAACAUUGACUAAUUGAAGAGAUAACUAAUAAUGAGAAAUACAAUUUAAAAUAAUGGUGAUUUUUUUUUUAGAAAAAUUAUUUUACCUUUUUUUCUUUAUCCAUUAAACCUUUGCGGUAGCGCGGUUACGUAGAAAACAUUUAGUCAUGAGAAACCAUUUAGAAAUUGCUUCGGUACCGCGAAGGGUUAAAUAAAUUUAAAAACAUGUCCAAGUUAUGUAUAUUCAAUCAGGAAAUUAAAAUCUACUCUAUCAGA